GUCUCCGCGCCCGCGUCCGCCCGGGCACGCGCCUCUCCCUCUUCCCUUCCUCAAGAGAAGCGGGGGGGCCCCCGCAACGGGGCCCGGGGCAGAGCCGGGGGGCGGGAAUGCAGCCGCCGGAGCCGCAGCCGCAGCCGGAGCCGAGUCCCCAGCGCAGCACGAAAAUGCCAGAAGCCUCAGAAGACCACAAUCAUUGGAAGGCCUGUUGACUUCCAUUUUCUGGUAAUCUGGAACAUCAUCCAUCUGGCAUGGCGCAGGGCAGCCAACAGCUUGACGUGCAGGUACUCCAUGAUCUCCGGCAGCGAUUCCCUGAGAUACCUGAAGGGGUGGUAUCUCAGUGCAUGCUUCAGAACAACAACAACCUCGAUGCAUGUUGUCGCGCCCUGGCACAGGAGAGCAGCAAGUAUUUGUAUAUGGAGUACCACAGCCCUGAUGACACCAGAAUGAAUAGAAAUAGCCUUUUGCACAUUAAUCUGGGUAUUCAUCCUCAUACCAGCUAUCAUGCGGGGGAUGGAGCUCAACUUAAUGGUGGUCGUACACUGGUACACAGCUCAAGCGAUGGACACAUUGACCCGCAGCGCACGGCAGGUAAACAGCUGAUUUGCUUAGUUCAAGAACCACAUUCUGCUCCCGCCGUGGUGGCAGCUUCUCCUAGUUACAAUCCAUUUUUCAUGAAUGACCAGAAUAGAAAUGCAGCUACUCCUCCUCCACAGCCAUCUUCCAUACAACCAGGAAUGAACACGUCUGCUAUGCAAGGCCCUCCCACGUAUAUGCACAUACCUCGGUACAGUACAAAUCCCAUUACUGUUACAGUAUCACAAAACCUCCCCUCUGGACAGAGUGUACCCAGAGCUCUACAAAUUCUUCCACAGAUUCCAGGCAAUCUUUAUGGGACUCCUGGCUCUAUUUAUAUUAGACAAACAUCUCAAAGUUCUUCAGGACGACAGACUCCUCAGAAUACACAGUGGCAUUCAUCGCCACAGGGCCCAGUUCCACAUUAUACUCCUCGUCCUCUACCUGUAUAUCCACAUCAACAGAACUACCAACCUUCUCAGUAUUCUCCUAAACAACCCCAGAUCCCUCAGUCAGCUUUUCGAUCACCACCGGCAUCCCAGUGUCCCUCUCCCUUUGGCUCUCCUCAACACCAAGUUCAGCCUCCUCAGUUGAGUCACCAGAGUUCACAUGUUUUCAUGCCUCCUAGUCCUUCCACUGUCCCACCCCAUCCAUAUCAGCAAGCAUCCCAGACUUUUCAAAAGCAAGGUGGUCACUCUGUAUCGUACCUUCCUCCUUUUGCUGGACCUAGUUUAUCCAAAGGUUCCAUGAAUAAAAUAGAAAUUACAGUUGAGCCACCACAAAGACCUGGGACUGCAAUGAACAGAAGCCCUUCACCAAUAAGUAAUCAACCAUCUCAACGAAACCAGCACCCGCUGUAUGCACCAACUACUCCUCCUUCAAGCUCUCCAUCCAGAGGUAUGUCAGGACAACCCAAACCUCCAUUUAGUGUUAAUCCAGUAUAUAUUACCUACACUCAGCCAACUGGACCUGCAGGUGCACCAACACAGUCUCCUCGGGUAAUGGUAUCUUCUCAGCCAAACCCAACCAUUUUUAAAAUCACAGUAGGUCGAGCACCGACUGAGAAUCUUUUAAAUUUAGUGGACCAAGAAGAGCGUUCUGCAGCACCAGAACCUAUUCAGCCUAUUUCUGUAAUCCCAGGAUCUGGAGGAGAAAAAGGAAGCCAUAAGUAUCAGAGGAGUUCUAGUUCUGGAUCAGACGACUAUGCUUACACUCAAGCCUUGCUGUUACAUCAACGAGCAAGGAUGGAGAGAUUAGCAAAGGAACUGAAGCUUGAGAAGGAAGAGCUUGAACGCCUGAAGACUGAAGUCAAUGGUAUGGAGCAUGAUCUGAUGCAGAGGCGGCUUCGAAGAGUUAGCUGUACAACUGCAAUUCCCACACCUGAGGAAAUGACCAGAUUGAGAAGCCUCAACAGACAGCUCCAGAUAAAUGUUGACUGUACACUGAAAGAAGUUGAUCUCCUUCAAUCUAGAGGAAACUUUGAUCCAAAAGCCACAUGUAACUUCUAUGAUAACAUAGAGCCUGGUCCUGUUGUGCCACCAAAGCCAUAUAAAAAAGAGCAUCAAAACAGCUCCAAACAGACCCCACGGACUCAGCCAAGAGAUGAAGACUUUGAAGGGGCCCCAUGGAAUUGUGGUAGCUGCACCUUUCUAAAUCACCCAGCACUAAAUCGCUGUGAACAGUGUGAAAUGCCACGAUACACCUGAAAUUCAGGAAGGGGCUGUACUGGGUUGAACACAGGCUCUCAGCCAGCAGCUGUAAGAGAAGGAAACAUGGGGAACCUUUCAGUCCAUCUGCCCAUCCUUUGCCAGUCAACAAUCUUCAUAUUGCAAGGGGUGGGAGUAAUGUAUUAGGAUGUUUCUGCUUCUGCUGCACUAGAAAAUAAAUAAAUUAAGGUGAAAUUCCUUCCCAUUGCAGUGAGCAAAGCAGCAAAUGAAACCUGAAAAUGUAAAAGGAUUAAUUUUGAGAAGAAUGUAUGCAGGAAAGCAAAUAACUACUGGUGUUUAUUCCUGUGGUUAUAGUUACUGCUUAGUGGCUCUAAAAAAACCCAACCCAAAACUACUGUUUUUAAAAAGAAAAUUAUAGGACUCUUAGUAAUGGUGUGAAGUGUUACACUUAACCAGAAAAACUGAAGAGCCAGAGCUGACUAAACCUGGCCACAGCUAGCUGGAAAACAAAGGCUCCCUGUGCUUCUAGAUUGUAAGCUACUGAAAGAGAAGACAGGUAAAUGCAAUGAUAAAUUUUGCAAUGUAUAAAAAAACAAGGAGAAGGGUAUUUGUAAUUGCUGCUUUUUUUCAGGGUAACUUAUGUCUACAAAAAAUUGCUGUUUGAAAUAGUGACCUGAGGUGACUAAAUGAGGAACUGUGUGAGUGUUACAGAGAGUGUAAUCAGAGGUAAUUUUUUACAAUCCCAUUUGCUUGUACAGUGCUCACCUGGCUGUGUCAACACUGGUAAUAAACCGAGAAUGAAUUCUA
This is a messenger RNA of Cinclus cinclus, 3047 nucleotides long. RefSeq names its product TGF-beta activated kinase 1 (MAP3K7) binding protein 3 (gene TAB3). Lineage: Eukaryota; Metazoa; Chordata; Aves; Passeriformes; Cinclidae. Gene Ontology annotation, molecular function: ubiquitin binding. Gene Ontology annotation, cellular component: extracellular exosome. The coding region runs from base 249 to 2279 and encodes 676 amino acids. The transcript has 7 exons. The record is from RefSeq and is a predicted model, not a curated record.